AUGAACACUCCCCAAAUAAUCACCCUCGUUUUGUUGCUUCCAAUUUUCCUCCUCAAACCAAUAUCUUCUAAAGCACAUGCAGAUCCAAACCGAGCAGCCAAAACGUUGUUGAAAUGGAAAAACACUUUAUCAACAAUACCCCGACCUCUAGAUAUUACAUGGACGAGAAAGAACACCAUUAACUUGUGCACUUGGUAUGGGAUUAUUUGCGAUAGUAAUCAGUUGGUUAUCGCUCUUAACCUAACCAAUGCUGGUAUCACUGGAACUCUGGCUCAUUUCGAUUUCAUCUCAUUAUCCUCCCUCCAAAUUCUAGACCUCAACGGAAACGAGUUCAGCGGCUCCAUACCACAAAAUAUUGGCAAUCUGCCCAACCUCACUUCCUUAAUCCUCAGCAACAAUAAUUUCACCAAUGCCAUUCCGCCCCAGAUUGGAAAACUAUCCAAUCUGCAGAAUUUAACUUUCUUCAACAACAAUUUGACCGGGGAUAUCCCUUUAGAGGUCACCUACCUCCAGAACCUGGUGUACCUCGAUUUUAGCGGCAACUAUCUCAAUGGCUUUAAUAAGAAAUUAUCUGAAACCAGUGGUUUCCCUUCCUUAACCUAUUUUAGCGCCUCCCUAAACGAACUCACUUCCGAAUUCCCGCAUUUCAUACUAAACAGUAAGAAUCUCACAUUUCUCGAUCUUUCUCAAAACCACCUCACUGGUGGUAUACCGACUCUCUUAGGUCAACUUACAGAACUAGAGUAUUUAGACCUUUGGUCAAACAGUUUCAGUGGGGGAAUUCCUUCCGAGCUCGGGCAGUGCACUAAUCUGGCCUACUUAUCACUUGACAGGAAUUCCCUUUCCGGGACUCUGCCCAUGUCCCUGUCAAAAUUAAUCAACUUAUCCGUGUUGGGAUUAUCCGAAAACAACUUAUCCGGCCCUGUAUCCAAUUUCCUCGCCUCGUGGACCAAACUAAUAUCCUUACGGCUCAACAAAAAUCGUUUCACAGGGAAAAUCCCACCCCAGAUAGGCCUCCUCACAAAUCUCAACCUUUUGGCACUCAAUAAUAAUAAUUUUACGGGCCAUAUACCGCAACAAAUAGGGAAUUUGAUAAAUCUGACACAGUUAAUCCUCGCGGUAAACUUUCUGUCGGGCAACAUACCUCAGUCAAUAGGGAACCUGAAAAGCCUCUCGACCCUCGAUUUGGUUGGCAACAAACUCAGUGGGAAUAUUCCUGCCCAGAUUGGGCAACUCAAGUCCCUCCAAUUCCUUUUGCUCAGCAACAACAUGCUGACAGGGACCCUUCCCAACUCCAUCUCCAACCUCCAAAAUCUGGUACGAGUGCGUCUCGACGGAAAUAAUUUUAAGGGAAAUAUUCCGGAUGGUUUUGGCGCACUUGAGCAGCUCGAGUUCUUAAGCCUGAGCAAGAAUCAAUUCACCGGCCAGAUCCCGUCCACAUGGGCCCUCAACUCACGCAUCACCGAUUUUCUGCUCAAUGAUAACAAAAUCUCUGGACCUAUUCCAUCCGAUCUAGGGAAUCUCAAGGAACUGCGUGUCCUCAACUUGAGCUCCAACAGACUAACGGGGAAUAUCCCGGCCGAGCUCAAGAAUCUGAACCAGCUUUUUUAUCUCGAUAGUAGCAACAACCAUUUGAGCGGAAAAAUCCCUGGGGAGGUCGGGCAACUAACAGCACUCCAGUUUCUUCUUUUGUCACAUAAUAAAUUGGCGGGGAUUGUUCCAGAGGAAAUCGGGAAUCUGAAUCGCUUGCUGAGCUUGAACUUGGGCUAUAACCGUUUAACAGGUGAAGUACCGGAUUCAAUUGGCAACUUGAAUAGUGCCGAGUAUUUGAUAGACCUGAGUAAUAAUUUGCUGUCGGGGGCCAUCAAGCCGUCAUUUGGAGGGCUGACCAACUUGGAAAGGCUGGACCUGUCGGGCAACAAAUUUACGGGCAAAAUUCCACCAAAUCUGUGCGAAAUGGUUGCUGUAAAUGAUUCCGAUUUUUCUGGCAACAAGCUGUCGGGAGUGGUGCCCGACCCGUAUGGUCUCGUUGCAGUAGUCAGUGGACACGCUAGGUGCAACUUACGUUAA
Striga asiatica is the source of this 2070-nucleotide messenger RNA. NCBI's taxonomy places the organism in Eukaryota, Viridiplantae, Streptophyta, Magnoliopsida, Lamiales, Orobanchaceae. The record is from the annotation of a GenBank genome assembly.